Messenger RNA from Ilyonectria robusta, 935 nucleotides. RefSeq lists its product as uncharacterized. The record is from RefSeq and is a predicted model, not a curated record. The transcript has 2 exons. Bases 41 to 886 code for a protein of 281 amino acids. NCBI's taxonomy places the organism in Eukaryota, Fungi, Ascomycota, Sordariomycetes, Hypocreales, Nectriaceae.
GUAUCAACUUCACGGCAGAGUACCUAUCCUGGGAGAAGCAAUGGCAAACACCACAGGCAAGAAGCGCGCCCGCAAGUCGUUGGGAUUCACGCAUAAAAAACGACGUCGUGCGCCAAAAACUGGCUCGACUAGUCUAACACAGGCAGAGCAAUCAUCCCAUCGACCAUCCCCCCAAUCAUCUCCUCAAUCAUCCCCUGAGCCAUCCCAUCAUUCGUCCAUUUCGGUUUCAGGGUCUGAGGAGGCGUCGAUAAUCCAGCAGCUGGAGAGUCGCAAUUCUCCAGUCCCAUCCCGCUUCGACGAAGAAGAUGAGGCGUAUCAGGCGGCUUGUAUCUUGUUCCAGCUUUCGAAGGGAGGAUACUCGUCGCCUGGCGAUUUAGUUGGCUGGUGCGAAAUAUGCUGCCCCAUCUGCCGCCAGUUGGCGGGCAGCUCGAGGCUCCCAGGCUGUCAACUGCCUGGCAGCUGUUAUCCGCCCCAGUUGGAUUCUCAGUUUCUCCCACAAGGUGAAUUCUUCUACCCUAGUGCACACACUGAGAUUCCUUCAGCUGGAAGAAACACCAACGGAGCGGAUUUUGUUCACAACUAUCCUAGCUACCCACGCCACAACUACCCUUCUCGAUCGUCAUCGCCUACGUCAGGACGAAACUCGGCACCUCCAUAUUCCCGGCCUUAUCAACAUCUGCCACCCCUCUUGCAACACCGGGAAGCUGGAUCCGGCUCUAACAGCACCGAGGCACUUCCCGCCUCUACGCCCUCCCUUACGCGGUCCAACAGCCCGGGCCAGCAUUCGGGAAACGGGCUCUUGUAUUCUGCCGCCUUCGCCGACCCCGAGCGGGACUUGGAGGGUACCAUCUCCAACCCCGGGACCGACGAUGGAGCGCAAGAAUGAAGCAACCCACCGAAACUUCGGGCUUCGGCCCAAGCCGCCUGAUCUUCGC